This is a messenger RNA of Cantharellus anzutake, 1254 nucleotides long. RefSeq lists its product as uncharacterized. The transcript has 8 exons. Bases 1 to 1254 code for a protein of 417 amino acids. The record is from RefSeq and is a predicted model, not a curated record. Lineage: Eukaryota; Fungi; Basidiomycota; Agaricomycetes; Cantharellales; Hydnaceae.
AUGAGCAGCCGCACACGCUCCUCAGCUGGAAUUUCUAAGACAAAAAAGAGGGAUCCCAAAAAUGUCGCAGAUCCCCUUGUGCCUCCACCCCAAUCGCAGCAAGCUGCCGCUAAGGAGGCAAGUUCCAACCCUGAUGCUGUGCAGCCAACUGCUGCAGAGAGUACUGCCCCGACACAAGAUAAUCUCAGCCAGUGGAAGACUGCUUGGGCUCGAUAUCACGCUCUCCCCGCAACCAUCCAUGACCGCUAUAAGGGCACUGUAGCUGCCCCAGGCCCUGCAGCCUCAAAGGUAUCCUCCGGUGAAAAUGCUGCCCCAUCCACACAACUCAAUUGGAUGUGUCAAAAACCCAGGUUGUGGAAGAGGGUUACACUUCCAUCUGAACUAGCAAUUCCAACUUUCGAGUUCACUACAGCAGAUGUUUCUGCUGCUAAUGGAGAGGUCACGGAGCACCCUGCCACUGGCAGUAUGCUUAUCACUGGUCAUGGGUAUCAGCCGCGGCCAUGGCAAAACACCCUUAGGGUCACAACUCAAGAUGGUUUAUCCAUUAAUUGCCCAGGAUCAUGCAGUCUAACACCAGUUUCAAUGAGUGAUCGGUGCCCAUCUCCUGCUCUAACUUGUCUCAGUGCAAAGUUGGCAACAGGCAGUCGCCAACCAUCACCACUUAGUAUCACUGCUGGCCAUGAUGAUGACAGCGACGGUAGGAAUAGUAUCCCUGAGGGAUUAGCACAAGGCCCAGCCAGCGGCAGCGGCAGUGAUAUCGAGUUCAACAGUCCAGGCUCGGUCCUAUCUAGCCAAAUCGGUUCCCUCCAAUCCUGUGAGGAUGUCAAGGAGGAGAAACUGGUCCAUGUUGGCCAUACCAAGGCAGUCCUGAGGAAGAACACGAAGAAGGACCCCCUGCUAAACUCCAUUUUCGAACACAUACACACCGACUUCUACUUGCUUGCAAUAACAGAUGACCUCUUUAUAGAAAAUGUUGACUGUAAUAUGGUUGUUCAGAGACUUGCCCAAGACACGUUCCACAGAUCCGGAAUUCCACCGUUUGAGAUACAGGAUAGUAUGGUCGCUACUCUUGCCUGUGACAUUAAGUCAUGGAGGUCUAAACUCAAGAAACACCUUGUGAAUGUAGUUCCUUCCUUCUAUGGAGUGGGACCUGGUGUAGAUGGGAGUACUGUCCAAGAGAUUGUCAGGCUCUCACUCUCCAAUUCAAAUUUUGCCUUUCGCUCAUACAGUUCGGACCCCGGUAAUGUAAUCUGA